ACUCUCCGUGUGCGCUGCGCUGCGCUUCCGCUGCUCUAGGGUUUUACCUCCUGCUGCCGUUGGGGUUUGGCGGCGAGCAAUCCACGGGGUGGAUGGCGUCGGUGCAGUUCUCCGGCGCUGCGGUUGGUGCGGUGGCUUUUGCUAGGAAGGGGCCGGCUCACGGGCUCUGCCUCCCGGCACCGGCGGCAGCCGUCGGGGUGCUCCGCCAGGCGCGGCGGCCGUCCCGCGGCCUCUUCGUCAGGGCCGCCACCGUCGUCGCCCCGAAGUAUACAACGCUUAAGCCCUUGGCUGAUAGAGUGCUUAUAAAGAUCAAGUCUGCUGAGCAGAAGACAACUGGUGGAAUUUUGCUUCCUUCGGCUGUUCAAUCUAAACCUCAAGGGGGUGAAGUAGUUGCCAUUGGAGAGGGACGGACCGUUGGGGAUAACAAAGUGGAAGUCAGCAUUCAGGUUGGAGCCCAAGUUGUAUAUUCAAAAUAUGCUGGAACAGAGGUGGAGUUGAAUGAUUCCAACCAUCUGAUUCUUAAAGAGGAUGACAUCAUAGGUAUUCUGGAGACUGAUGAUGCAAAGGACAUGAAGCCGCUUAGUGACCAUGUUCUUAUCAAGGUAGCUGAAGCUGAAGAUAAAACUCCUGGUGGUCUGUUGCUGACUGAAACAACAAAGGAGAAGCCAUCUAUUGGAACGGUCGUGGCUGUUGGCCCUGGUCCUCUGGAUGAGGAAGGCAAGAGGAUCCCAUUGUCGGUCUCUGCAGGCAGCACAGUUCUAUAUUCCAAAUAUGCUGGCAGCGAGUUCAAGGGUGCUGAUGGCACGACCUACAUUGUGUUGCGGGUGUCAGAUCUAAUGGCUAUCCUCUCCUAAUUACCAGACUUACCAAAGUGAUUAUCCGUAGUCUCCCAUGCGCUCGAGGAAGAGCCUUGUGCGUCGGGUCACGGAGCGCCUGUGCUGCUAGUGGAGACAGAGCGGCGAAGCUACACGGAGUGCCGGAGGUGGUGGCGGAGAGGAGCGUCGGGGCAGGACGGAGACCGUCCUCGGCUGAGAGGAGCGUCGGGUGAGGGUUUUGGCAAAAAGGUGAGGAGACAGCGAAAAUUCAAAUGGCAUGUAGAACAUUGAAUGUUAACUGCAAUCGGAAUGUUGGGUUACGCGGUGGUCAAAAUUCAAAUGUUGAUAUCGAAUCGAAAAAUCGACGAUGUUCGUGUAAAAAAAAGAAAUCAACGUCUCUUUGAGGGCAUAAACCAGAAUUAAUAAGACGAUGGUCAAAAGGUUAACACAUAAACCUAAAAAA
Molecule: messenger RNA, 1278 nt
Organism: Oryza brachyantha (malo sina)
Lineage: Eukaryota; Viridiplantae; Streptophyta; Magnoliopsida; Poales; Poaceae
Product: 20 kDa chaperonin, chloroplastic-like
Exons: 6
Coding region: 93-854 (253 amino acids)
Biological process (GO): positive regulation of superoxide dismutase activity
Cellular component (GO): mitochondrial matrix; chloroplast
Molecular function (GO): transition metal ion binding; ATP binding; protein folding chaperone
Source: RefSeq, a predicted model, not a curated record